Molecule: messenger RNA, 7106 nt
Organism: Varroa destructor (honeybee mite)
Lineage: Eukaryota; Metazoa; Arthropoda; Arachnida; Mesostigmata; Varroidae
Gene: Crag
Product: DENN domain-containing protein Crag
Biological process (GO): regulation of Rab protein signal transduction
Cellular component (GO): cytoplasmic vesicle
Source: RefSeq, a predicted model, not a curated record
CAGGCGGAUCUUAACCACGGAAGCAUCCGUUGCCCCUCUGUCUACCUCUGCUAUCGUCGAGGUCUCGACAAACCACCUCUAAUGGAUAUCGGACCACUGUCUGCCACGGACUAUUCAAGAAGACAGCACCUUUUCUACGCUAUACGGACUGGUCGUUUAGCACUUUGCGGUCCGAGACAUCCCGGACGAUGUUAAGGACGAUGUCACGAAGCUAGGGGCAAGAAAAGGGGCGGAGAUAACUGGUAACAUCAAGGAGGGAACACAGCAAGAAGUAGUGAUAGGGAUGUGACAAAAGUGGUGCAAAGUUGAAAGUGUAAUACCGAGACAUCGCCUGAACGCUAGGGAGCAAGUUGUCAAGGAUAGUAAAAGUGACGAUAGGGUUACCCUGACUGGCGACGGCUCCUCCAGGGUAUGAGAGGCGAAAAAAUCUACACUGAGCAUACCGCACCGCGUGUUCUGUCCAUCGGUUUGUGUGCCUCGUUUGCGUGUGCGAUACGAAGUUGGUGUUGUUAUCACAGUCGUCGUCUCCUCGUUCUCCUGGCGACUGUUCUGCUUGGUCCGUUGCCUGGAUGUUCUGCGCCCUUAGAGCCUGCCUGCCUGCCUACCAGCUUGGUUACUCUUUUGGUGUUUCUGUAUCCUUCGUGCUUUCGUGUUCUCGUCGUCCACUAUGUGUCCUGUUCUCUCUCCUUAUGAGCUCGGCCUUUUCGACGCUCCUACAUCCCCGCCUUAGACCCAUGUUCCCGCUGUCAAAGAACGGGGAAUUCUUUCCCUCUGCACUUUGCCGACUUUCCCUUCGAGCUUCUAGUUCUCACGUAGUUUCCUCGUGCUGUUGUCCAAGAAGCAGUGCUCCUCUCCACGACAACCCUAUGUUGCUCUGCGUUCUUUUCUACACUUUUGCUCUUAUACCCGUCCCUGUGCACAUGGCUCUCUUCCUUGACCCCUCGCUUGGAUGCAUGAGGAGUACUGAGGAGUAUAACUCUAGCGAUAACAACGGUAACGACGACGACGACGACGUGGAGGAUGAUGCUACUAUAACCGACCAACUAACGGCUCUACCGCCUGCCGCUUACUUGAUGAGCCUUCAGCGAAGCACUAAAUCUUGUCUGUGUGUAGUACCGCUGAAGCCCAGAACGGUUAACCAUUGCUGCCCAGCCACCUCCCGUUCCUUAGCCCACCUCCGUCUGCAUCGAGAGCGUAAACACUACCGCUAUGAUCUCACUAGACUCGCAACAACUUUUUUUCUCAAAUUGAGUGUUGGACCCGUUUUAUGACCGUUAUCCUGUCCAGCCCGUUUUGCCAGGUGAGCUUUGCUGAAAGGUUCUAUUCGCACCAACAGCCCGAUUGUGCCGAUCAAAGUGUACUGCCAAAGGAAGCCUGACAUUCGUACAUUGAACAGGGAGAUAAGCACCAGCAGGGCUCGGCGUUUUCUAUGCUAACUAGGUCAUUCGAAAUGACGAGAAAGUGGUCAGAAGGAUUCGAGAGGUUGAGUCGUAGGAACGCCAGUUCGACGCGAGAGGGUUAAGGGUCUCGGGAACUGUGGAAUUAUGGGUUUGUGGACUAUGUAUGCCGAUGUGUAUUUCGUUAUAUAGACAUUCUACAGGCACUUCUAGUUGCGGAAAGGACUCGGAGUUCUUUAUGAGGAUAAACAUCGAAUCAUGCAUGAUAGUGAAGUGUUAACAAAAACGCCGUAUGGCCGUGUCGCUAACGUCAACAACUCUUCGUCGACGAAGACAUUUUUGACAUAUAGACGGGCCCGAGACAUGUUACCGUGCAAUUCGCUCGUCGUCAAGGACAUCGUCGUCAUUUUGACUAGCGAAGGGGAGCAGCCUCCUCACGCCUUCUGUAAGAUUGACCAUAACCUUAAUAAAAGCGUGAUCGGUUCAGAUGUCUACCUGUGUUAUAAGAAGUCCAUUCAUCGGCCGCCACUGAUCCUCUAUCGGCCGGAGACAUUACUGCGUUUUCCAGUCACGGACAAGCAGCAGUUCCCGUUACCACAAGAAGUUCAUCUGUUUUGUUUACCACUUGGCGCUACGGUCGAAAAGUGGAAGGAGCAUAGUUCCAAGCCGUCAUCACAGUUCUCCACGUUCGUCUUUACCUCACAAACAGCCACAAAAGCAUAUGGAGCCUCUUUAAGUUUCUACGAGCCUUACGAACCUUCGAUUGACGAGCUCAAGGCACUCGACGGAGUCACCAAAGAGGAUCGAUGCUAUGCAACGAAAAGUAUCUGCCUCGUUUCCCGGUGGCCGUUCUUCCGUCCGUUUCGAAAAUUUCUCCAGUUCAUUUACGCGCAAAGCACGUGUGACGACCGAGGAAACUCGAUCGAGCAAUACAUUCUACAUUUUCUUUAUAACAUCCCAUUUCCAUCGAUCGAACGGCCGAGAGUCAUUGUACCACUGAACGACGACGUGACUUUGGCUUUGCGUCACCUUACUGACACCGCUCUACCAACGUCAGGAGCGUCAUUUCUCGAGCUCCUACUCAAUCUCGGUCCAGACAACUGCAUACUUACGCUGCUUCUAGUACUCUCUGAGAACAAAAUACUGAUUCACUCACUGAGACCGCAGUUGGUCACAUGCGUAGCCGAAGCUUUAGUGUCGGCGUGCUUCCCGCUCAGCUGGCAGUGUCCCUAUGUGCCGUUGUGCCCGUUGGGUGUAUCCGAGUUGAUGAUGGCUCCCUUGCCGUUUCUGGUUGGCGUCGAUUCGCGUUACUUCGACAUGCACGUCUUGCCGAACGACGUGGUAUGUGUGGAUCUGGACACGAACGCCAUUUUCAUACCCGUCGACAAGCAGCAGCUAAGUCAGCGCAUGAUGCCAAAACGAGCUACAAGGAAGUUGAGAAGCACACUGUUCGAGCUGUACAAUCGUGUAACACGCUUUACUCAGCGCCGGAAGGAUAUUUUUAGUAACAUCAAAGAUAAAACCGAGGCGGAUUUUGUGGUAUUACGGAAGGAGCGGGAUCUUGAUUUGCUUAUACAGGAAGCGUUCCUUAAAUUCAUGGUAGAGAUCUUACGAGAUUUCCGUCGUUAUCUGCGGCCGGUUACCGAGCAGCCGAAAAACGUCAGCGCGGAAACAUUGUUCGAUGUCGAUAAUUUUAUGAGAUCACGUGAUAAAAGUUUUCUGAAGUUUUACGAGAUGAUCGUACGCACGCAAAUGUUUAGUCGGCUCGUAGAAGAGCGGAGUUUCCUAUCGGAGAACGAUCAUUCGCUGGCGUUUUUCGAUCAGUGCUGUGAUAUGUGCGAUGGCAGUGGAGAAGCAACGGAGGACCUGUUACAUAUUGGGGCUGGUGAAGAUAAUCAUACAGCUUACAUCGCCCCGCCAGAACGACCACAUGAUCCAGAGCUACUGAAGUUCGGAGGAUGGGAAGCGCUGGACUUUACAGCAUUUGCUAACAUGUUUAUCGAUGAUAAAGUCCUUGAAGAUACCGAUGGGCUAAUGCUUCCCGCGAAUGAUCAACCCAGCAGCCCGGUCAUCAAACGCACAAAACACGAAGUGAAAUCUGCAAUGAAACAGGCUCGCCAACAAAAUGACGUUCCUGCACGGUGGGGAAGGACAUUGCUCUCGGCCUGCUAUGCCAUUUGGUUUGUACAUCUGCCUUCAUACUUAGCCACGAUGGAUGCCGAAGAACGGCCUGCCGCAGUUCGUAUGGCCUUUCAAAUUUUAUGCGACGCCCAACAAAGGCUUCGGCAUUCUGUUGAUGAGGUAUGCUACCGGGUAAUUCUCUCGCAGUGCGCUAUUUUCUCUCAACCGGCAUUAGCUGUCAAGGUCCUUAUGGAGAUGAAACGACGCACCCUGAUUCCCAAUGCAAUGACUUACGGUUACUAUAACAAAGCAGUUAUGGCUUCAGCAUGGCCUCAGUCGCGAGCCUGGCGGCGCCUUAAGAAUCUUGUACAAGGGGUAGCCCAGUUCAAAACGGCGCUUCGACGAUGUGGGAGUACCUCGGUGGCCGCAAGCAGUAAUUCACUCGAAGGAAUUACGAAUAUCACGAGGAUAUCCUCGACACUGUCAUUGCCUAGAAACUAUAAAGAAAGCUAUCUACCAUCUGCCGGUCUGCUAAUGGCGAGUAGCCAGACAGCGAGCUCACGCCAGACUACGCCAACGCGUUCUACUACCAAUUUGUUGCCGCGAACAAAGAGUUCUAUUAAUAUCACUCUGGAGAAGCAGAUCAAAGGAGAUACCGCAUUCAUUAAAUUUAAAACAUUACCAGCGUCCAUGGCGCUACUAGAGCAGCCUCGGGAAUUCUUCGCGAAAACUGUCAGCCCAUCAUUGCAAAGAAUGGGAAAUUAUGGUUCGGGGCUACUACAAAGCUUCCAGCUAUCAACAAAAAUACGACGCUUCUCCGCUGGACCGAUCCGACAACCAGAUGUCAACGACCUUAAACGACCAAACAGUUCUCCCAGCGCCAGGCAAACUAUUAGUACGGGUGGAAGUACGGUAGUGACGAGCUCAGGUCUUGACGUAAUACGUUCGAUGGCGUCACGACUAACAUCAAUGAUCAAUACAGACGUAUACCGAAUGCCGACGUCCCGCUCACUCGACCAGAUGUUCAACAAGGUGCCUCCUACUGAAGUGAGUUAUUCACGUAAUCGUUCGUCACAGGAUUUGCCCAAGCUGGCGGCCACUGGGGCUCUUGGUGCAGUGGGUAAUGUCCACGUGUGGAUGAGCUCAUGUUGUCAGUGUGUGAACUGCAAAAGUCUCGUCUACGACGAAGAAAUCAUGAGUGGCUGGACAGCCGAUGAUUCGAAUUUGAAGACGAAAUGCUGGUGUAAUGCCACGUUCGUGCCUCAGCUUUACGUGACCGUCAGGGACCGUCGUGGCCUCAGGCGUCCAGAGGAUUACACAUUACCCUGUAGUGACUUCACAGUGCCUUAUCUGAGCCCAUUAGUACUCCAAAAGGAGGUCGAGAACGUUCUCGAAGGUGGAAACGAGGUCUUCACUAGACCCAACUUUGUUGAUGAACAUCCAAUUAUUUACUGGAAUUUGAUGUGGUACUUUUCAAGGUUACGUCUACCGACACACAUUCCGCAAUUGUGUGUUGGCAGCGGCCUUCUGCGCAAGGGUCUUCAGAGUAUUAAUCAGGAAGAGUCGGGUCAGGGUGAUGUACUGCCAGGAGAAGGUUGUGAUCAGCGCGUUGAUGUGAUCGUACGGACGGUGUGGGACAAUCCGAAAUUGCACGAAUGCAUCACCCCACCCUUGUACACAGUCUACAAGCCGAGGGACUUGUAUAUCGACGAGAAUGACCCAAUGGGAUUUAAAAGGGCUGGUCGUACUAUUCUCGAUCACAUGAAAUCUGGUAGUGAGACGAACGUUCGGGACGCGGUCCUCUUCCUAAUACAGGAACGCCGGCGCUGGAACUUUAAACGCAAUCCAUCCAUCUACAGAGAAUUACUUUUUCUGUUAAUUCUCGAAUUUGGGGCAAACAUUAUCAACCCGGAAUGGUUGGAUCGGGAAUAUCACCGUGUUUAUGAUGAUGUGUCUAUCACACACCGAACUCAGAUCUUUCAGUACGACCGGUAUCCCAGUUACCACGCGAGAUUUGCUCGAAGAUACUUCGGCGAUUUGGAUUUGCUUUAAAUUCGUCUAUUUAGUCGUAGAUACAAUUUACCGCGACCGGCAGCGAUUCAUUACCUCAGCCCUACAUCCGCCUAUUUUAGAUUGCUUUCGCAAAACAAGACGCCCUUACCAUAAAAGGAAAUCCUAUUACCGCAUCAUUGAGUGGUCAAUACGACGCCAGCAUUGGUUAAUGUUCAGCUUGUAACCUAAAGUGCCGCAAAUAUGAUCGAUGCGUCCUGCGCAGUUACUUACGUUGAAGUUUAGUUUGCACUAUGUGCUUACACUCGGACCAGUGUAAGAAUAUUGAGUAAAGUGCAAUGCAGGGACCCAGACGAACUCCCGAAAAGCUUUGUAUAGUUCGACAUAUAGAGAUACAUUUAGAAAUAAACCUUCACAUAAAAAUACAGUAGUCCCGUGGUCUAGCGGUGGACAUGCGCGUAAUAUGGUAAUAUAAAAUGGAAUCUUUGAAGGCACCAAAGACUUUGCCUCUAGAAAUCUAGAUUAUUUUGCUUUUAGCAACUGACUAUUUGAUAUGUUUUAAUUUUUUCUAAUUAAUUGGAACCUAAGUAACUAACGGACUAUUCAUGCGUCAUCAUCUAGUAGUGUCAGUUGUGACCACAGCAAUUGAACAUUAAAGUUAUUUAUGCAGUUUGCGUCAUAAAAUGUAUGACACUCCAGCACUUUAAUGUUUCUUCUUAUUCUAAUCGGUAUUGAAAUGUCAGUUGAUAAUUUUCGUAUAUGCACGGCUAUAAAUUCAUUAAUUUGCGCACAGAAGUCGCUUCGCAGAACAGAACAACGACUUAAAAAAAGAAUAUAUUUCACAAGUUCAAUAUAUUUCACGGUAGGUGUUGAUUUAUAUAGAGUUGUUUAGGCAGAGGAUGGCGGGACAGGAAAAAGUCAAACAAAAAGAGCACUUGCAUCGUGUGUAUGUAUGUUGAGCUGCGCGAACGAGCGGGCUGUCUAGUGGAAGCAAAUGUAUGUUACGAGAAUUAGCUAUUUGUUGCUACUAAGUGUAGGGUGUUAUGCUUAGUAAAAUGUACCAACAACCUGACCAUCGUGAGCAUCGAAGAAGCGCGUGUGUUAUGAUGUGUCAGCUGUUGUAGUUAAGCCACAAUACGUCCGUGGGGUAAAGCGUGUCGUUUACGCACGUGAAGCGAACACGAAAACAAAUAUUAUCUUCGAAGAGAAAUGAGAAUAAAGAUUCAGACGUUAAGGUCAUAUGAUGCGUCCAGUUGUACUACGAUGACCUGUAUUGUAAACAUCAUAAUAGAGGAUGAAAGAAUGAAGAAUGAUAUUUUGUAGGGUAGCAAUCACUGGCAGCACACCUGUGGGUACAGUAAAAUUUGUGGGGAACGAAAACGUGAAAGGACGCCCAUUUUGAGAGCUGUCAUUAGCUAGCAUUGGUCAUUUCGACUGUAUAUUCGCUCUGUUUGAAGUCGUCUCGAUUAGUUAGGUAGCGACUAUGCAAAAUAACAGGUUCAAUGUUGGACUGUGGUAAAAAAAAACGAACGAAAUGUAGUAAACGGUAUGAAGGAAUAAAAGGAGUUGGACUGUUAA